Messenger RNA from Phoenix dactylifera (date palm), 1397 nucleotides. RefSeq names its product protein DOG1-like 4. The record is from RefSeq and is a predicted model, not a curated record. Gene Ontology annotation, molecular function: sequence-specific DNA binding. Lineage: Eukaryota; Viridiplantae; Streptophyta; Magnoliopsida; Arecales; Arecaceae. Gene Ontology annotation, biological process: DNA-templated transcription.
AAUAAUAUUAAUUCAUGCUCCAAGAUCGAUUUCAAAUACUAAAAAUCCUCCUUAUUCAACAAUGGGUAGUACACAACGAGUCCUGUCCGUAUUUCGUCCGCAGAAGGUGUCCCGACCCCUGGGAAACGCCAGGGGCCCAAACCUUAAAACCCCCAAAUAUUUGCUCUAUUCGGCAGCCGCAAUGGUGAGCGAGUGACGACACCCUCCACCGCUCCCCACGACCUCCACAGCCCGCCGCUGUGUCUCUCCCCCUAAGAAAGGAAAACUGAAAACCGCUCUCAAGUUUCAAUCACCGUACCUCGAAAUUUCCAACCAUGGAGAUUGCCUCCUUACGACUGAAGGAACGAGAAGAGAAAUCCUCGAAAUUUCUACUCGCAGAGCUCCACCGACGCUGCUCCCUGUGAUCCCUGGUAAUCCCCCAAUGGAGGCUUUCUUUGACGCCUGGAUAGCCGGCCUCGAGGAGCUCCAGAACGAGCUCCUCUCCGCCCCACGCGACCGCCCCGACGUCCUCCGCCCCCUCGUCGCCCGUGCCCUCGCCCACCACCAGGACUACUACCACCAGAAGGCCCGCCUCGCCGCCCGCGACGUCCUCCGCGUCUUCUCCCCCCGCUGGCUCACCCCUUUCGAGCGCUCCUUCCUCUGGAUCGCCGGAUGGAAGCCCUCCAUCGCCUUCCGCCUCCUCCGCUCCCUUGACGACGACGACGACGACGGAGACGCCGCGCACUCGCCGGAGCAGCGGCGGGCGGUGGCGGUGCUGCAGAGGGAGACGGCGUCGGCGGAGCGGGCGCUGUCGGAGGACAUGGCCCGGGCGCAGGAGGCGAUGGCGCUCCCGCAGGUGCUGGCGGCAGCGCGAGGGGUGCGGAACGGGGAGGCCCGGGCGGAGGCGGCAGAGAUGGUGGUGCGCUCCCUCGAGCUCCUCCUCGCCUCCGCCGACGCCCUCCGCGCCCGCACCGUCACCCGCCUCGUCGAUAUCCUCACCCCCGCCCAGACGGUAGACUUCCUCCUCGCCGCCGCCCAGCUCCGCCUCCGCGUCCACCGCUGGGGGAUGCGGAGGGACGGCCGAAGCAGCGAUUAAGAACACUUCGCGUCUUUUAAACUACUCGUAGCCGUUGGUGUUACAAUAAGCCGUGGCUCGUCAGAAACUUAUUAAAGGGGGUACGUUCGUUAUGCCAUCGGUCAGUACGAACCUCGAGGGCUCAUAUUAUUUGAAUACGUCAAUGCGUUUGGGCUCGGUCUGGUGUUCGUUGUGUUUGUGUCUGUCCCAAGGAAUAAGCCUUUAAACCCCACGGAAAUUCAAGUGGCUAUAUCCGGAGUGGCCAUGCAAGCAAAAGUAACUUGUGGGUUGUACUGUUGCUUUAAUAUAAUACUAUACAUAUAUAGUGUCUACUUUUUGAGAA